AUGUUGCGAAAAGAAUCGUCAGAACAUCCCACCGUUGAACAACUGCUCUACAUAGCUUUGGAUGAACAGUGUUUAAACAAAACUAAUGUUGUGUCAUUUCGUUCUACAUUACUAGGUUGGCUGGAAAUACCAUCUUUCCGUGGAGUAAUCAGUAAUUCAGCUUUUGAAUUCGCAGGACGAAUCAUGAAGCUGAUUCGUUCUUGGCCACAGCAAGCAAAGAAGAGAAUGUCGCCGAAUUGCCUUCUCCUUCACAUUUUGCUCCUGUUCUUGCUGUGA
Molecule: messenger RNA, 276 nt
Organism: Brugia malayi
Lineage: Eukaryota; Metazoa; Nematoda; Chromadorea; Rhabditida; Onchocercidae
Exons: 3
Coding region: 1-276 (91 amino acids)
Source: RefSeq, a predicted model, not a curated record